Messenger RNA from Metopolophium dirhodum (rose-grain aphid), 2233 nucleotides. RefSeq lists its product as uncharacterized. The annotation marks the transcript as partial. NCBI's taxonomy places the organism in Eukaryota, Metazoa, Arthropoda, Insecta, Hemiptera, Aphididae. The transcript has a single exon. The record is from RefSeq and is a predicted model, not a curated record.
AUUGUUAUAUUUGUAUAUAGAGGAAAUACCCAUAAGUUCGUUAUAAUGGACUUCGAGUUUACUAACAUCCAUAAGACGAGUAAGGUCCUUAUAUCAGGAGCGAUAUCGAACAGUUUGGACCGUUUUAAGAUAAGGAAGCUCGAAGGACGACCAUUGUAUCUACCGGAAAACGGAGAAGUAAGACCGAUGAAGGAUCGAGAGGUACUAGUGGCGCAAAAGGCGUUAGCACGGAUUUUCAAGACGAAGACAGAACUCAGGGACAUCUGUCUAGACCAACUGAAUCAGAGUCUUAAGGCACCAGUUAAUAGUUUGAAUGCGACCUAUAUAAAAAACUAUAUACUGCGUGACAAUAAGAUUAAUGUGAUAGUAGUGUUUGGAGGUAGUUCCGACAGAGAGAUUUUAAAGAGAUUAGGAAUCAGGUUUCCAUUAUUAGAUAUGCGUUGUUACGAUAAAUAUUUAAACCGACAAUUUUAUUUACAAUUAGAGGACGUAUCAAACAAAAGAAUAAUUUUUGAAAUAGAAGUAGGAUAUUAUGACAAAUCGGGAAGGAUAUUAAAUCUUACCGAGUCACACAAUUUAAUAUGUAAAAAGAAACACAAAAUAACUUAUGCACAUGAUCCACGCACAGACGUCAUAUACACGAAAUGUAUAUUUGACUAUGCAGUAAGGAACUACAGAUACGAAAAUUUGAUUAAACAUUUCACUUAAAUUUACAAAUAAUACAAUUUAUAAUUAUAGGAACCAUUAAUCUAAAAUGGAUAGGAACGAACAACUAUUGCAGGAAAUAAACAUAAAUAUAGCAAUUCAAAAGCACACUAAUACAGAACUCGGAGAAUGGUAUAACUUUACGGAAUGCUUUGAUCAUCAUAUAAUUUCAGCUAAUAAUACAAUAUAAGUACCUUACGAAAAUGGGGAAAUUUUAGAGAUAAUUAAGUGUGUAAAAAGAUUCAUGACAGAUAUGGUUGUAGAAAGAGAUUUGGCAAAUCCAAUUUGUUUGGAUUUAGCCAGAUAUAUUGAUAUUGUACCUAGUGCAAAGGAUUUAUUGUUUUACGAAAGAUAGUUAAUAUAACAUAAUUUAUUAUAAAGGAAUAAAUAUAUACUGGUCUAUGAUACCAUUGGAGAUUUAAAAUAUUAAAUAAUUAUUUAUUGUAAUCAAAGAUAUUUUAUGUAUAAUAACGUAAAUUAAAUUAUUAUAUUGAAAUUGUAUAACUAUUGUAUUAUUUUAAUCAUCAUUUUGUCAAAUUAUCAAUUUAAUCAUAUUAUUUUAAUCAUAUUACUAACAAUAAUUUUUAUUGUAUUAAAAUUAUAUAUCAUGUUAACUAACAAAAAUAUAAUUGUGUCAAUCUAAUCAAUUGUAAUACUCUAAUCGAGUAAUAAAAAAAAAAAAAUAAUAAUAAUGAAAUGUGUAACUAAUAAUUAUCAUCAUGUAAAUUGUCAUAAUAAGACAAUGAUUAACUAUUUUAUCUAUAUACUAAAUGUAUUGAAUGUACUGAAUUAUGUAAAAACAUUGUACACAUUAUGUAUGUAAAUUGUAUAAUCUAUGUAAAGUUUAAAUUUUAAAGCUUUUUGUAGUUCUACAAAUUGUAGCCCUACAAAAACCUUUGAAAGGGCGGUGAGGUGUAGCGAGCUGUGACUUAAUAUCAUAUUACCCAAUAUAUAACACUUAUUUAGGCAGUGUAAAAGUGUAUAUAUAAUCAUAUAUUAUAAUAGUCCGCGCCGCGUAACAUUAAUAGUAAUAGUAAUAGCGUCCGCGCCGCGUGUGUAGUAGUACAGCGAAUAUCGAGCGCGUGACCCUGGACGGCGUGCGUCAAUAUAUAUAUGCUUACGUAUAUAAAUAACUCGUAUAAAAUGACCGUAUAGAUCUGUAUAGUUUUGUGGAAUAACACAAACACCACAAAUACGCAACAACAACAUAUAUAUGUUCAUCCGGCCGUGUGCAAGCGUGUGACAAUCCCACGGUAGGCCUAACCGCAAGAUGACUAUGUAUGGUCAUCCAGAAUAAGUAGGGACAGGGACAGACCCAUCGAGGAGAGCUGAUGGACAAGCGUUCAUCAGACGAACAAACGACGAGCUUUGGAACAGUCACCAGUAAACUAAUGUCACAUCUCGCUCGCUUCAUUUAUUAAUUUUGGACUUAUAGUAAUUUUGUUGUAAUCAGUUACAGUUGAAUAAGUUAAAAUAAAUCAAACACAUUAUACUAAACACUCGAGAUUUACAUUUAUUCCAUCAUCCU